Pyrus x bretschneideri (Chinese white pear) is the source of this 1889-nucleotide messenger RNA. Its product is annotated as extensin-2-like. The record is from RefSeq and is a predicted model, not a curated record. Bases 33 to 1628 code for a protein of 531 amino acids. Lineage: Eukaryota; Viridiplantae; Streptophyta; Magnoliopsida; Rosales; Rosaceae. The transcript has 2 exons.
GGCCAUACCUGGUUUAUGCCGUGGCUAUAUGCAUGAUAGCCACAAAUGUAGCAGCUAAUUAUGACAAGCCUUAUGUUCAUUCAUCUCCACCACUACCUCCAUCUUCAUACCUACCACCCUAUUUCUACAGGUCAUCCGCUCCGCCGCAUUAUCGUCACCAAACACCGCCUUACUACAAGAAAUCACCACCUCCUCCAUCACCAUCAUCCCCACUUCCCUAUGUUUACAAAUCUCCACCACCACCACCUCCCUCACCUCCCCCUCCUUAUGUCUACAAGUCACCAUCACCUCCUUCUCCAUCCCCGCCUCCUCCUUACAUUUAUAAAUCACCACCACCACCCUCACCAUCACCUCCUCCUCCUUAUGUGUACAAAUCUCCACCAUCACCCUCAACAUCACCUCCUCCUCCAUAUGUAUACAAGUCACCACCUCCACCUUCUCCAUCACCUCCCCCUCCUUAUGUCUACAACUCACCACCUCCUGCUUCACUGUCCCCACCUCCGCCUUACAUUUAUAAGUCCCCACCACCAACUUCGUCCUCACCUCCCCCUCCUUAUGUCUACAAGUCACCACCACCUCCUUCUCCAUCACCCCCACCUCCCUAUGUUUACAAGUCCCCACCACCACCUUCACCCUCACCUCCCCCUCCUUAUGUCUACAAGUCACCACCACCCCCUUCUCCAUCACCCCCACCUCCCUAUUUUUACAAGUCCCCACCACCACCUUCACCCUCACCUCCCCCUCCUUAUGUUUACAAGUCACCACUACCUCCUUCUCCAUCACCCCCACCCCCCUAUGUUUACAAGUCCCCACCACCACCAUCUCCCUCACCUCCCCCUCCUUAUGUUUACAAGUCACCACCACCUCCUUCUCCAUCCCCUCCUCCUCCAUACAUUUAUAAAUCACCACCACCUCCCUCCCCAUCACCUCCUCCACCAUAUGUUUACAAGUCACCACCACUUCCUUCCCCGUCCCCACCUCCUCCAUACAUUUAUAAAUCACCACCACCUCCUUCCCCAUCACCUCCUCCACCUUCUAUCUACAAGUCACCACCACCGCCUUCACCAUCCCCACCUCCUCCUUACAUUUACAAAUCACCACCACCUCCUUCUGCGUCCCCAUCUCCUCCAUACAUUUAUAAAACACCACCACCUCCUUCCCCAUCACCUCCUCCACCUUAUAUCUACAAGUCACCACCUCCUCCUUCUCCAUCCCCACCUCCUCCUUACAUUUAUAAAUCACCACCACCAAGCUCACCAUCACCUCCUCCACCAUACAUUUACAAGUCACCUCCUCCUCCAUCCCCAUCACCUCCACCACCCUACAUCUACAAGUCACCACCACCACCGUCUCCAUCACCUCCUCCUCCAUAUGUAUAUAAAUCACCACCACCACCACCACCUUCUCCUUCACCCCCACCUCCCUAUAUUUACAAGUCACCACCACCCCUAUCUCCUUCACCCCCACCUCCUUAUGUUUACAAGUCACCACCACCCCCAUAUCCAUCACCUCCUCCCACAUUCCCAUCACCACCUCCUCCUUAUUUCUAUAAGUCACCACCUCCACCAUCUCCCUCGCCACCACCGUAUUAUUACGCGUCUCCUCCACCACCCACUCAUAAAUACUAAAAUUUUUGAAUUCCUAUUAUAUCUCUUCAUGUUCCAGAUUGGUAGCACAAAUAAUUUCUGCAAGAGAGAGCUUCACCUUGUACUUGUUUACUUGUGAUCAGUCUAAAGUGCGGCCCGAAAACUUGUUGAGAAUAAGUGGAUUAGCAUGGACGUUGUCUUUUUCAGCUUUCUUGCAAUUUAUACUUUUUAUUUUUUAUUUUUUAAUUUGUCAUACACUAGAUAUAUGUUGCUUGUGAGUUCAUUAUUGGUUACAUAUGCUGA